Messenger RNA from Gekko japonicus, 1907 nucleotides. RefSeq names its product DIX domain containing 1 (gene DIXDC1). The transcript is spliced from 16 exons. Gene Ontology annotation, cellular component: cytosol. Gene Ontology annotation, biological process: canonical Wnt signaling pathway. Lineage: Eukaryota; Metazoa; Chordata; Lepidosauria; Squamata; Gekkonidae. The coding region runs from base 50 to 1411 and encodes 453 amino acids. The record is from RefSeq and is a predicted model, not a curated record.
CGGACCCACCGACGGCUGGUGCUGUGAGGGCAGAGGUUACAGGGGGAUCAUGGGAGGGAAGCCGGUCAAAUGCCUAACAUCGCCCAGCCCCGUAAACAGCGCCAAGAGCGAGUCCAGCGCCACCCCUUCGGAGGAAAAGGCGGGAUUCGACAUCGUUCGUGAAGAAGAAGCCGAGACUAGAACAGAAGAGGCGAGCUCUCCCUUCCCCCUGGAGUGGCAGGCGCGCUGUCCUGUGACGAGCUUGGAGACUUCAUGGGAGGAGCAACUGCUGGAGCAGCAAGACCACUUGGAAAAGGAGAUGGAAGAAGCGAAGAAGAUGAUUUCGGGCCUGCAGGCCUUGCUGCUCAACGGGUCAUUACCGGAGGAUGAGCAAGAGAGAUCGUUCGCCCUUUGUGAACGGGAAGCCUGCCCCGAGGAGCAGCUGAUUAUAAUCCGGAGCCGACUGGACCAGAGCACGGAGGAGAAUCAGGAGCUCAAGAAGGAACUGCAGAAGCACAAGCAAGAAGCCAGAAAUCUGCAGGGGAUGAAGGAUGCCUUGCAGCAGCGGCUGGCCCAGCAGGAUGCUGUGUGGCCCUUAGCUGAUCUGCAGAGGAAAGUCGAAGAGAGGAACCGACUGCUGGCGGAAUACAAAAAAGAGCUGGCCCAGAAGGAUCGGCACUUGCACCAGCACCAGGCCAAGAUGGACGAGAUGCUGCGGCAGCUCUCCGAGGCCAGCUACCAACAGGCGGACUUGGAACGGGAGCUGGAGCACAAAGAAGCCCUGUUGGCUCAGUGCAUGAAGAAGGAUGCCGAGGAGGUGAUUGUCUACAGCAACCACACCUCUCAGAGCAACGGCUUCCUGCAGCCCUCAGGAAAAGGAGCCUCGUCCACCACUCACCGAGGGACCAACGACCUGCAGCUGGUGCGCGAGGCCCUGCGGAGUUUGCGGAACAGCUUCAGCGGCCACGACCCCCAGCACCACACCAUCGACAGCCUGGAGCAAGGCAUCUCCAGCCUGAUGGAGCGGCUGCACCGCCUGGAGGUGCAGAAGAGGCAGGAGAGACGGGUAAGAGGGAAGUCACCUGCCGGCCACCUGACCAACGACUGCAGAGACUCCUGGCCCUCCAACUCCAAACUGCCUCAUUCUCACAGCACCCCAGCGAUGGGCGGCAGCGCCUGCACCAAAGUGCUCUACUUCACGGAUCGCUCCCUCACGCCUUUCAUGGUCAACAUUCCAAAGAGGUUAGGUGAGGUGACCCUGAGGGACUUCAAAGCGGCCAUCGAUCGGGAAGGGACGCACCGGUACCAUUUCAAGGCCCUGGAUCCCGAAUUUGGCACCGUCAAAGAGGAGGUUUUCCAUGACGAUGACAUCAUCCCCGGGUGGGAAGGGAAGAUCGUCGCCUGGGUGGAAGAGGACCACGGGGAGAACUGAUCAGGUCCCCGCGACACCUCUGACCACGAAGCUCUGCCUCUGGCUGUGGCCCUUGCCAGGUACUGACCAAAAAAGGACACGCACUGGGAUGCAUCCGAUUCAAACUGCCAAAAGAAAGAGAUGGACCUCUCUGCAAAAUGACGGGUAUAACUUUCCUCCACGUGCAAGGACACCGGGCACUCGAGUCCCACGGCCAAACGUCGUAAAGUUCGAAAAUCCGACGCUGUCGGGGACGAGCGAGCUCACCUCUGUAUUCCGUCUGCGUUGGCCUUAAUGUUGUGUUCCUCCCUGCUUCUUGUUCCUGCCCGCCGUCAGUAAUCCAGAUUACUUUCAUCGGUGGCAUACAGUAUUACAAGCAACCUUGCCCUUACAGAUGAAACCGCACCCGUCUGAGCUGGGCAGAGCUGUUGCAGCCGCAUUCUCCGCUUCAGGAGCGCUCGCCCACCAAGCAUUCCUCUUCUGACACCAGAAACCCAACAGAACCUUCACUGGACAG